This is a messenger RNA of Raphanus sativus (radish), 649 nucleotides long. Its product is annotated as small nuclear ribonucleoprotein SmD1b. The record is from RefSeq and is a predicted model, not a curated record. Gene Ontology annotation, cellular component: U4 snRNP; pICln-Sm protein complex; commitment complex. The coding region runs from base 120 to 467 and encodes 115 amino acids. NCBI's taxonomy places the organism in Eukaryota, Viridiplantae, Streptophyta, Magnoliopsida, Brassicales, Brassicaceae. Gene Ontology annotation, molecular function: RNA binding. The transcript is spliced from 4 exons. Gene Ontology annotation, biological process: RNA processing; spliceosomal snRNP assembly.
CUUCCUCCCGCUUCCUCCCGGAUUCGUCUUCUUGCCAUUGCUGGAGGCUGGAGCUCUCCCUUUAAAAGAAAAAAAAACCCUAGAUCUCUUCUCUUCUGUUCCGUCCUUCCUCUCUCGCCAUGAAGCUCGUAAGGUUUUUGAUGAAAUUGAACAACGAAACAGUUUCGGUCGAGCUUAAGAACGGAACCAUAGUUCAUGGAACCAUCACAGGUGUAGAUGUUAGUAUGAACACUCACUUAAAAGCAGUGAAACUCACUUUGAAAGGGAAGAAUCCAGUCGCAUUAGACCACUUAAGUGUCAGGGGAAACAACAUUCGCUAUUAUAUUCUCCCAGACAGCUUGAAUCUCGAAACUUUGCUGGUCGAAGACACACCAAGAAUCAAACUGAAGAAACCAACUGCAGGAAAGAUUCCACCAGGUGGUCGUGGACGUGGGCGCGGAAGAGGUCGUGGACGUGGUGGUCGUUAAACAUUAUGCAGUGAUCCGAAGUAUGAUCUUAUCUUGUUAUCUUUGAACUCUUCAUGAUUUUUUUGAGAUUUGAUACGUUAUUGCAAAACUAAUCAAACACGGAAACAAUCAAAUUCCAUUUAUUACUGAGUUCAAUACUUUGUUACACAAUCUGAUAGUAAGACUCAAAAGGUUCGAGAUUA